CAGCCUUUCAUGUGUAUGCAGCUUUAUGAGAGGCUCACUCUAAAUAUUCACCCAUGGGUGUCUCUCCGCGGUCAACAGAAGAUCCCUCCCUUACAAUUUACCAAAGACAGCCCACUGAAUCUCGUGAAGCUUCAAGUUUGGAUGUGAGAUUCGGCACGUAGCGUAUAGCUGACUUUUUACAAAUCCAACCCAUCCAUGGCCCACGGAUUAGCUUAAAUUUCAGACGGAGGCUUUUUCAGACGCAUCCUCUCUCAGUUGAACGGAGCAGGGAGAAAACGCCGGGGGGCAGCCUUUCUGCAGCGAGAUGCUCUUCUCAAGAAUGGAGCAUCUGUGCUGGUGUUUACUGUUGUUAAGCAGUCUACAGUCUGUCUCAGCAGACUUCUUCACAUCCAUAGGUCAAAUGACAGAUUUGCUAUAUACAGAAAAGGAUCUUGUCACUUCACUAAAGGAUUACAUUAAAGCGGAAGAGAACAAGCUGGCUCAGAUCAAACAGUGGGCUGAUAAGAUGGAUUCACUGACCACUACAGCCACUAAAGACCCUGAAGCUUUCCUGGGACACCCUGUAAAUGCCUUUAAGUUGGUAAAAAGGCUUAAUACUGAGUGGGGAAACUUGGAAAGCCUUGUGCUUAGUGACACCACAGAUGGAUUCAUUUCCAACUUGACCAUCCAAAGGCAGUACUUCCCUUCUGAUGAGGACCAGACUGGAGCUGCCAAAGCCCUUCUGCGGCUACAAGACACUUACAGGCUGGAUUCCAACACAAUCUCCACAGGCGAUCUACCUGGAGUGACAUACAAGAGCCGCAUGACAGCAGAGGACUGCUUUGAGCUUGGAAAAAUUGCUUACACUGAGGUAGAUUACUACCACACAGAGCUUUGGAUGGCACAGGCCCUGAGACAGCUUGAGGAAGGAGAAGAGUCCACUCUGGAUAAAGUGACUGUGCUCGACUACCUCAGUUAUGCUAUUUACCAGCAGGGGGAGAUGGAGAGGGCCCUGGACUACACCAAAAAGUUGCUUGCCAUAGACCCAGAACACAAGCGUGCCAACGGUAAUCUGAAGUACUUUCAAUUUCAAAUUGAGAAGCAGAAGAAGGCUGCAGAGGAAGAAGGUGCAAAAGAAGACCUAGAAACUGACAAAGUUGAAGUAACAAAGAAGAAGAAGAAGAGAUCUGCAAAGGCUGAAUUCAAGCUUAUUCCAGAGAGAAAGAAGUAUGAGAUGCUCUGUCGGGGAGAAGGGAUUAAAAUGACCCCGCGCAGGCAGAGUCGGCUUUUCUGUCGUUACUAUGACAACAACCGUCACCCCAGACUUUUACUAGCUCCUGUCAAGCAGCAAGAUGAGUGGGACAAGCCCUACAUUGUCCGCUACCUUGACAUAAUCUCUGAUGAAGAAAUUGCUAAAGUCAAACAGCUUGCAAAGCCUAGGCUGCGCAGAGCCACCAUUUCCAACCCCAUCACAGGCGUUCUGGAGACGGCUCAUUAUCGAAUCAGCAAAAGGCGAGCCACGGUGCAUGACCCUCAAACUGGGAAACUUACCACAGCCCAGUACAGAGUCUCCAAGAGUGCUUGGCUUACAGGCUAUGACGAUCCAGUAGUUGAGAUGAUCAAUGAACGUAUUGAGGACAUCACAGGUCUGGAAAUGGACACAGCAGAGGAGCUCCAGGUCGCUAAUUAUGGAGUGGGUGGACAGUAUGAACCCCAUUUUGACUUUGGAAGAAAAGAUGAGCCGGAUGCCUUCAAAGAGUUGGGCACUGGGAACCGUAUAGCAACAUGGCUUUUCUAUAUGAGCGAUGUUUUAGCUGGUGGAGCCACAGUUUUUCCAGAUGUUGGAGCAGCAGUUUGGCCUCAAAAGAGUAGUGCAGUAUUUUGGUACAACUUAUUUCCUAGUGGGGAAGGAGACUACAGUACCCGGCAUGCAGCAUGUCCUGUACUAGUGGGCAACAAAUGGGUAUCCAACAAAUGGAUUCAUGAAAGGGGUCAGGAGUGGCGGCGACCUUGCAGCCUGAAUGAAACGGAUUGAAUUGGAAAAUACCCUCCUCUUGUUCCCUUUGGUCACUUCCGACUGUUCCACCCUGGACCAAAUCCAGACCUCUGCAUACUAUGACAUACAGAUAGAUGGAAUCCUAAGGGCCUCUCUUUUGUCAAACACUCCACUGGUUUACAGAGCCGGGGUCACAGCACGGAGACUGUUUAGGGUAACGUUGAGCUCCUGGAGAAUAGCGUUAGCAUUGCUGUGACUGAUGAUGCUUCCCUGCUUGUUGGUGGAGUUGGAGAAUUGUCCCCACUAAACUACACACUGCACUCCAAAUGAACUCUCUCCCCGUGAUGACUUGGCUCAUGAUUUAGUUUUUAACCCCAGACUCUUCACAGGCUGUUUGAAACAUAGGAUAAAUUAAUUUCAAGUGCACUGCUAUUAACUCACUUCUAGUUUAGUUUAAAAUUUAAAGGUGCACUGUAUACUUUUAGGUUGGGGAUCUUGUUUCUGUGGUUAUGUCAUUGUUCUGCCUAGAAUGCUUCAUAGUAUGACAUUGAACAGCUCUACCUUUACAUUUCUUCAAUUACAGGUGGUUUUAGAUCUCAAAAAUACCAAGAAAAACAGGCAUUCUGACUAUGAGCAGGGUUGCCUCCUCACAGAUUUGACCUGUAACUUGGUCAGGUUUGAUGAAGAUAGAAGGGUUUAAUGCCAUACUGUGGAUCAUUCCAGACAAAGCAAUAACAUCUCCAUGGAGAAAAGCAUUUGACAGACACUCCACCAGAAAAAUUACACAAUGCACCUUUAAGGCAUCAUAGUUGGUCAUGUAAAACAAAAUACAUUUAAAGUAUAAUAUAAUAAUUUGGCCUAAAUAUUGCUUAUGUUUGCGCCCAAAUAAACUGUUGCUUUCACGCACCACACUUUCUACUGACAAGAAUAAACGGGCUAUUUUUUAUAAUGAUGCAAUGCAACAAACCUAGUGCUCUGAGUAUUUGAAUAUAUUGCAUUUAUUUAUGUGUCCCACUCUUUGUGUUCUUUAAAUCCUGUUUUAAAUCAUUGGAGUUGUUUUUCUAUAAUAAAGAUUGUUUUGAUAGUG
Molecule: messenger RNA, 3062 nt
Organism: Boleophthalmus pectinirostris (great blue-spotted mudskipper)
Lineage: Eukaryota; Metazoa; Chordata; Actinopteri; Gobiiformes; Gobiidae
Gene: p4ha1b
Product: prolyl 4-hydroxylase, alpha polypeptide I b
Exons: 16
Coding region: 305-2014 (569 amino acids)
Biological process (GO): peptidyl-proline hydroxylation to 4-hydroxy-L-proline
Cellular component (GO): endoplasmic reticulum
Molecular function (GO): procollagen-proline 4-dioxygenase activity; L-ascorbic acid binding; protein binding
Source: RefSeq, a predicted model, not a curated record